AUGGCUGAUUGUCUCCCCCACGAUCAGGGCUUAACCGGAUCCUUCUGCUCCAAUAUAAGCCUCCUCACGUCUCUGACAAAGAUUGACUUGGCCAACAACUCGCUAUCAGGCUCUCUUCCAACCAGCCUUGGCAACCUUACUAGACUGGACACCCUCUGCAAGGUGGAGGAGGGGGAAGGUGGGGGGGAGGGGGCAUGGGGGGGUUGGAAGGGGGGGUUAGAAUCUGGCAUCGUUCCGCCCACCCUUGGGAAUUUCACUCGCGUCUCUACACUGAGCCGGGCAAUCCUGCACAGUCAAGCAGACCAGCUCCACCCAGUUCUUCCCUUCUCUUCCUCCAUCCUCUCGCUCUCCUUUUUCACACUCCUUUCUCUGUCCCGUCCCGCCAGUGUGCUGGACGGGAGCAGGCUCAUCUGCCCCACAGGAGCCGGGCAAUCCUGCACGGUCAAGCAGACCAGCUCCACCCAAUUCUGCCAGACGUGCAGCGAGUUUUGCUCCACUUGCACUCCUGUUCCUGAUGCCCCCUCCACAGCACCUGCUCCGUCUUCUCCAUCUCCUCCCUCACCUCCUCCUCCUCCGCCUCCUGCCUCUUCUGGUUUGCCUGUGGGAGCUAUCGUUGGGAUUGCGCUGGGAGGUGCCCUAGCUGCUGCUCUGCUUGCCGGCGGCAUUUUCUUUUUCUGCAGACGAAAUUCCACUGCAGGUGCGAGCUAUUGUUGGUCCCUCACCUCUUCUUCCCUCACCUCUUCCUCCCCCACCUCUUCCUUCCUCCCUCACCUCUUCCUCCCGCACUUCCUUCUCCUCCUCCUCCCUCCUCUGCUCUGUCUGUGGGAGCUAUCGUUGGGAUUGUUGCUGGGAGGUGUCCUAGCUGCUGCACUCCUCGCUAUUGCCGUGGAGGAGAUGGCAUCAAAGAGCCAUCCGCACUUGGUGCGGCUGCUGGGGUACUGUGUGGACAUUGACAGGGCAACAGACCACCAUGAGCAAAUCGUCAUUUACGAGUUCUGCCCCAAUGGGGACCUCGAGAAGUACCUCAGUGAAGUGCCUCACAGGUCUGUGUUAACGGAGACCUCUACAAGUACCUUUGUGAAGCCAAAGGUAUCAGAUUUCGGGCUGCUUCGGUGUGAUGAUGCUUAA
Closterium sp. NIES-65 is the source of this 1128-nucleotide messenger RNA. NCBI's taxonomy places the organism in Eukaryota, Viridiplantae, Streptophyta, Zygnematophyceae, Desmidiales, Closteriaceae. The record is from the annotation of a GenBank genome assembly.